AUGGCCACCGGUGGAUCUUCUCGCGGCACAACGGUGGUUUGGGGCGAUUACGGCCUUCGAAUGGUUGAUCACGACCGAAGAAUGCCCGCAUCAGCGCUGAAGAUUGGUUAUGAAACGAUUCAGAAGCGACUAAGAGGAAUGAACUAUAAAAUUUUCCCUCGAGUCAGUGCCAAUAUCGGUGUUUAUACGAGUGGUAACGAAAUGCGAAUGGGAAAAGGAAAGGGUAAAUUUGAUUAUUGGGCAGCGAGGGUCGGAGUCAGUCGAGUCAUUUUCGAACUGAAGGGAGAUGUACACGAAAAGGUUGCCAGAGACGCGUUUAGGUUGGCCGCUCACAAGAUGCCUGGAGUGUAUGAAUUCGUAAAGAAAGGCGACCCGCCCGUUGUUGGUAUUACCAAACUGAAAGACGGUGUUACUCUGGAAUCACUCAAAAGGCCGCGAAGGGCAGUUCCUCUCAACUCGAAACCCGAGGCUGUAUCAACAACACCGGCACCCCCUUCCUAA
Arthroderma uncinatum is the source of this 501-nucleotide messenger RNA. Its product is annotated as ribosomal protein L16. NCBI's taxonomy places the organism in Eukaryota, Fungi, Ascomycota, Eurotiomycetes, Onygenales, Arthrodermataceae. The record is from RefSeq and is a predicted model, not a curated record. Gene Ontology annotation, molecular function: structural constituent of ribosome; rRNA binding. Bases 1 to 501 code for a protein of 166 amino acids. Gene Ontology annotation, biological process: mitochondrial translation. The transcript is spliced from 2 exons. Gene Ontology annotation, cellular component: mitochondrial large ribosomal subunit; ribosome.